Messenger RNA from Glycine soja, 6401 nucleotides. Its product is annotated as pentatricopeptide repeat-containing protein At4g21300-like. Gene Ontology annotation, biological process: RNA modification. The transcript is spliced from 3 exons. Gene Ontology annotation, molecular function: protein binding; RNA binding. NCBI's taxonomy places the organism in Eukaryota, Viridiplantae, Streptophyta, Magnoliopsida, Fabales, Fabaceae. Bases 370 to 2916 code for a protein of 848 amino acids. The record is from RefSeq and is a predicted model, not a curated record.
UCUCAUCUCAUCUUCAGUUAGUCUCUUUUCAUUUUUUUUCCUCUCUUACUCUUUCAUCCCAAUUCAUCUCUUUCCACAAAACAAACAUAACCUAAAACAUAUCCUGUUUACAUCUUCAUCCUCCUCCGAACUCCACCUUGCGGUGUGAGUGUUGACUGAAUAGAAUAGAGCGUUUCAAAAGUGUUUUUCAAGCGGGAUUUCUAGGACGACAAAAAAUGGUGUCUUCAACGUAACGGUGGUUUGGUUUGUGAUGCCUUCAAACCCCAAUUGCGAAAAACUUGAUUAUGAAAAUAUUUGCUUCAACAGCGAAUCAACUCUACUUCGCUGUCCGAAACUUGAUUAUGGUUUACGCCUCUUUCACUUUCUAAAAUGUAUAACAGAACUACAAAUCUAUGCUCUAUAUUUAGACUUUCAUUUUCAAGGUCAAAACUAAUGCACACAGCAACAACAAGCAUCUGCAACAAUAAUAAUGUUAUGGCAAAACCAGAGACCCUAGAUUCUCUCACAACCCAGUUGGAAUCUUUGUUCCGGGCUUGUUCGGAUGCUUCCAUGGUUCAGCAAGCUAGGCAGGUUCACACUCAGGUCAUUGUUGGCGGCAUGGGUGAUGUUUGUGCUCCGAGUUCAAGGGUUUUGGGGCUGUAUGUUCUUUGUGGUAGGUUUAGGGAUGCUGGGAACUUGUUUUUCGAGCUCGAAUUGCGCUAUGCUCUUCCUUGGAAUUGGAUGAUAAGAGGGCUUUACAUGUUGGGGUGGUUUGAUUUUGCCUUGUUGUUUUACUUCAAGAUGUUGGGUAGUAAUGUUUCACCUGACAAAUACACGUUCCCUUAUGUGAUUAAAGCCUGCGGUGGUUUGAAUAAUGUGCCAUUGUGUAUGGUGGUUCAUGAUACGGCUCGGUCCUUGGGGUUUCACGUGGACUUGUUUGCUGGUAGUGCUUUGAUCAAGUUGUAUGCUGAUAAUGGCUAUAUUCGUGACGCCAGGCGGGUGUUUGAUGAAUUGCCUCUGAGAGACACCAUUUUGUGGAAUGUCAUGCUCCGUGGUUAUGUGAAAAGCGGAGAUUUUGACAAUGCGAUAGGGACUUUUUGUGAAAUGAGGACCUCUUAUAGUAUGGUUAAUUCGGUGACGUAUACUUGUAUUUUGUCUAUAUGUGCUACGAGAGGGAAUUUUUGUGCUGGUACUCAGCUUCACGGUCUUGUUAUUGGUAGUGGGUUCGAGUUUGAUCCACAGGUAGCAAACACACUAGUUGCCAUGUAUUCAAAAUGUGGGAACCUUUUAUAUGCCCGGAAGUUAUUUAAUACAAUGCCACAAACUGAUACGGUGACUUGGAAUGGGUUGAUUGCUGGAUAUGUACAAAAUGGAUUUACAGAUGAGGCUGCACCUUUAUUUAAUGCUAUGAUCUCUGCUGGUGUCAAACCAGAUUCGGUCACUUUUGCAAGUUUCCUUCCUUCUAUCCUCGAAUCUGGGAGUCUCAGACAUUGUAAGGAAGUUCAUAGUUACAUAGUGCGACAUAGGGUGCCUUUUGAUGUCUAUUUGAAGAGUGCUCUUAUUGACGUAUACUUCAAGGGUGGAGAUGUGGAGAUGGCACGCAAGAUUUUCCAGCAGAAUAUUUUGGUUGAUGUUGCAGUUUGCACAGCUAUGAUCUCGGGUUAUGUACUUCAUGGACUGAAUAUCGAUGCUAUAAACACUUUUAGGUGGUUAAUUCAAGAGGGAAUGGUGACUAAUUCCCUAACCAUGGCUAGUGUUUUGCCAGCUUGUGCUGCUGUGGCUGCUCUGAAACCAGGGAAGGAGUUGCAUUGUCAUAUUCUAAAGAAACGAUUGGAGAAUAUAGUUAAUGUGGGAUCUGCCAUCACAGAUAUGUAUGCAAAAUGUGGAAGACUGGAUCUUGCUUAUGAAUUUUUCAGAAGAAUGUCUGAUAGAGAUAGUGUUUGUUGGAACUCAAUGAUUUCAAGCUUCUCACAGAAUGGAAAACCAGAAAUUGCCAUUGAUCUUUUUCGUCAAAUGGGAAUGAGUGGAGCCAAGUUUGAUUCUGUGAGCCUAUCAUCUGCUCUCUCUGCUGCCGCAAAUUUACCAGCACUAUAUUAUGGUAAAGAGAUGCAUGGCUAUGUGAUUAGAAAUGCAUUUAGUUCUGACACUUUUGUUGCAAGUACACUGAUAGAUAUGUAUUCUAAAUGUGGAAAUCUAGCUUUGGCUUGGUGUGUGUUUAAUCUGAUGGAUGGGAAGAAUGAAGUUUCAUGGAACAGCAUCAUUGCUGCCUAUGGAAACCAUGGUUGCCCUAGAGAAUGCCUUGACCUAUACCAUGAGAUGUUAAGAGCAGGGAUUCACCCUGAUCAUGUUACAUUUCUUGUUAUAAUAUCAGCUUGUGGCCAUGCGGGCUUAGUUGAUGAAGGCAUACACUACUUUCAUUGCAUGACUAGAGAAUACGGGAUCGGUGCUAGGAUGGAGCACUAUGCAUGCAUGGUAGAUUUGUAUGGUCGUGCUGGUCGUGUGCAUGAAGCAUUUGAUACCAUAAAGAGCAUGCCAUUUACUCCAGAUGCAGGUGUUUGGGGGACAUUGCUGGGAGCUUGUCGGCUCCAUGGCAAUGUUGAGUUGGCUAAACUAGCUUCAAGACAUCUUCUUGAAUUGGACCCAAAAAAUUCUGGAUACUAUGUAUUGCUUUCAAAUGUACAUGCUGAUGCUGGCGAAUGGGCGAGUGUUCUUAAGGUAAGAAGUUUAAUGAAGGAAAAAGGAGUCCAGAAGAUACCUGGAUACAGCUGGAUUGAUGUUAAUGGUGGAACCCAUAUGUUUUCUGCUGCUGACGGAAACCACCCAGAAUCUGUUGAGAUCUAUUUGAUUCUGAAGAGUCUCCUUCUUGAGUUAAGAAAGCAGGGUUAUGUUCCUCAACCUUAUCUUCCACUUCACCCACAAAUCAUGGGCAAGAAUUGAGUGAAGAACAAUUGAUUUCUUUCUUAUUCUCAGCAACAGUCAUAUCAAAUACUUCUUGAUGCAACUCCUAUCAUUAGGUUGUCAAAUCUUUGAAUUCAUGACAAUUUUAAUUGCAAUCUCUGUCAAGAAGUUGCUCGGGCAUGUGUUAAUACAGGAGCUCUUGAUUUUGGAAAGAAGGUUUUGUGGAAGCAUAAUGUCUAUGGACUGAGCCCAAAUAUUGCAUCUGCACACCAUUUACUGGUACUGUUUACAUGUUAAUGUUCUAAGUUCUUUGAUUCUGUCCCUGUUUUCCAAUUGGUAAGUUACUGUCAAUUUGCUGCAGUUGUAUGCUAAGAACCACAAUGAUACUAAACUGUUGGUGGAAAUAAUGAAACUUCUGAAGAAGAAUGAUUCACCAUUAUUUAAAUUUGAAUUACAUUAAAAAAGAAUAUAGUAUUAGGAUAGAUUUAAAUUUGAAUUAACUUGCAUACAAAUUUAUAUGCCCUGCAUUUAUAGUGCUUAAUGCUGACUGAUGAAACAAUUGGUUCUUCUUACUUGUUAACAACUUAAGAUAUUUAAUUUAAACAUAAUUACAAAGGAAUAUGACUCAACUCAUAUGUAGUUUUGGUAUAGUGUUUCUUAAUACCUUGAGCUAUCAAAUCUUUUGCUAUGUGGAUCUUGUGUUUUGGGGCAGGUAUUUAUUAGUUCAGAAGUAGUAACUAGUCAUUUAGUAGAUAUAAUUAUUCUUAGGUGCUGCCUGGCAGACUCAUUUCAAAUCCUAUCUUGUUGUCAAGGCUGGUGUAAAACUACGACAAACCUCAUUUGAGACAUGAAUGGAAUUUCUCAGUUUUCGAAGUGCUGGAUUGAUUAGUAAUUAGCAGCAGUGAGGGGUGAGGGAGGCGAACUCAAGCAUAAAAUAGAAUAGAAACAAGGGAACUAAAAUAGGAAAAUCACUCGAACACAAGAGUAGACUUUUACUCCAUCAUUCAAUGUGCUAAGGUUCCUAUUCUAGACUUAAUAAUUUUACUUACAGUUUAAUUGGAAUUUACACGGAGGAGGGGCUUGAGCUGGUGUAAAACUACGACAAACCUCAUUUGAGACAUGAAUGGAAUUUCUCAGUUUUCAAAGUGCUGGAUUGAUUAGUAAUUAGCAGCAGUGAGAAGUGAGGGAGGCGAACUCAAGCAUAGAAUAGAAUAGAAACAAGGGAACUAAAACAGGAAAAUCACUCGAACACAAGAGUAGAUUUUUACUCCAUCAUUCAAUGUGCUAAGGGUCCUAUUUUUGACUUAAUAAUUUUACUUGCAGUUUAAUUGGAAUUUACACGGAGGAGGGGCUUAAGCUGAUUAAGAGUGAUUGAUUAUUUUACUCCUUUUAUUGGUUUUUGUAACAGUAAUUUCUUGAUAUCUUCAGUCUUAAAAAUGGAGGAUCCUUUGUAUGUUUGCCAGCAUACCACACACACACACAUCUUCUAAAAUUUUGAACAUAUUUGCUUUGGUACUCAGAUUUUUGCAGCAGAGGACCUGAGCCAAUGUUAUAUUCAUCAAAUGGCAAAGCUUGGGCAAUUUGCUAUCCAAGGAUAUAGCUUUUGAACCCUUUUACUGUUUCUAAGUAGUAGCUUUUCCACGCUUUCACGUAUUUAUAAGCUCAACUACUUAGUUUUCAGUACUGCCUGAUUUGGUUUGUGCUGAAUGUCUAAAUAUGCAUUGGUUCCAUCUGCAUCCCCUUGUAAAUAAUGAUUGCAUUUGUGCAUUAUUAUGCAACUAUAUACUAAUUCUUACAUCCUAAAUUUUAUGCAAACACACUGUCAAAAAUUAAAAUGGCUGAUCAUGAUGACCUUUUAGCUUCAGAGAUGGCUGAGCGUUCGACCCCUCCAACUGCUGUCUCCAACACUGCUAAUGUGUUACCACCUUGCACUCGAGGUCGUAGAAAUCAGUCUCGUGUUUGGACUGUUAGUAUAGUUAUUUUUGCUGUGUGCUUAAGGUCAUUGUUUCUUUAGGGGUAUUUCUUAAUUGAUAUACUGAGUGUUUGUACCAUUCUCUUGACUAGUAAGAAUUUGAUUACAACAUUCUUAUAGUCUGGAUGCAUUCCCUAUAGUUAUUAGGUGGGAAGGAACCGUAUCAUGGUUAGAUUUAUAUAUGACAGGCGUGUUACAACUAUGUAGUAGUUCCGUCGUGCCUGCACUAUAACGUAACUCUGUCUCAAUUGCCCUGCUUUAAGAGUCCCUGCUGUUAAGUAUCAAUUUUUCUUUUCAAGGGUUUAUUUCUUUUCUUGUAUUGGAGAUCAGAUUAUAUAGCUAUAAAGUAUACACCAUGAACUUUAUUAAACUGGUCGAUCUUAACAUUCUAGUGAAACACAUUCUAGUGUUUUAUUAACAUAAAAAAUUCGGUUUAAAAUUGAUUUGCAAAGAACCAAUAUUCUAGUGUUUAUUAACAUAAAAAAUCCGGUUUUAAUAAUAUCCAAACUGCUUUCAAAAAUCCAUAUCUAUUUAAAUGGUUUGGAUUUAAAAUCCAAACCAUUUAAACGGAUAUGAUUUGGAUAUGGAUUUGGAUAAAAAAAUCCAAUCCAUGCCAACCCGUAGGUUCAUGGUUCAGUGGUCAAAUACAUUAACCUAUUAAUCUGGCUAUUAUUGGAGGCUUAGGUGGAUUAGUCCAUUCCAAGUAAUUACUAUUAUCACAGGUUGAAUGACACAAUCAAGCAAACAAAGGGUCUGAAAGGGAUUGUAGGCCAACAAAUAGGAAAGUGAAAAUUUUUGGAAAAAGGUAACUAACGCGGUAACCUUUCUGGUCCAGUUUUUAUUUAGAUCACAGGUUAUGACUAAUGAUACUCUAUAUUAGUAACUUCAAUGGUUUCCAUCAGCUUCUUAAUGUUAUUGUUGUCAAAAUAGAAUAGCAGGAGUUCUAUUUCUAUAUAAGAAGAAAAUUUUUAAAAAUGACUGGAGUUACUUAAAAGCAUGAAGGUGUGGUAGAGGUGCUAUAAAAAUGUGGCGUCAAACUAUCUUUUUUUUUUUUUUUUUAAUGUUGGUGGCCUCAACUUUGAAUUCUCCUUGCUGUAUAUCUAUUAAUUCGAUGCUUGUAAGUUAAUGGCAUUUUCCAUGAUACUGACAGAAAGAACAAAUUGUUGAAACACUGAUGCACAUGGAUCCUUGAAGACAGGUUUGUUGAAUGCAAAGCAUACUAGCACUCCUAUGAAUCCUAAUAUCAAAUUUCAACCAGAACAGGGACAGCCUCUGUCAAACCCAGGAAAAUACAGAAGAUUGGUCAGAAAAAUAAAUUACCUUGUUGUCACUCAUUGAGACAUCUCUCGCAGUCAGUGAAGUUAGUUAGCUUUUAAACUCUCAAUGUAAGGACCAUUUGGAUGCUAUGAUCCAUAUCCAAAAUGUAUUGAAGGAGCUAUACGAAAAGGUUCACUAUAAAGAGCAUACUUUCAUAUGUUGAUUAAGUAGACCUGAAAAAAUAAGGGGAAAAUGAACAUUAUUGUUUUUUAGGCUAAAUAUCACUUUUGGUUCA